UGUUGGUUGCCUUGAUCGUCCAACCACACCAACCAAGCAGGUGAAGGGACGCUGGAGAACCCCAUACGGUUCAUCGUCGAAGGCAAGCCGGGUAGCGGUAGCCGCACUGACAGUCUCACUGUCGAGGAGGCAAUGAGGCGCAUGACUAGAGGCCUUCCACAGUCCCCCAUCGGGUCCCCGUGGGUCCUCCCUCCCCCCUGACGCUGGUCCCACGCGAGCAACUUAUUCAUUCCUCAGCCUCCUGUAUGCCAUUCAUUUAUGCCAGUUGGUGGCUGUCAGCGGACGCCCUCGGGAUUCCUCGACCUUAGUACCUAGGACCUCACCCGACGUGAUUUUCGAUCGCCUUGUGCUUUCGUGUGUGUGAUGGGUUGGCGUCUUUUCCGGGGGAGGGAGACUGUACAGUUACUGUAGUAGUAGUCAGCAAGGGAUUAGAUCACGGCAGUGACGUCAGGGAGAGAGAAAGACAUACAGAUGGACGAGUCUCGCCUCACUAAUUGUCUGGAUGCCCAUUGCAUACAUUUAUGUCUGAGAGUCUCGGACACGGACAACCACGUACAAGUGUGACGUUCAUAUGAGGAAAUGCCUUCGACCACAAAUUUACACCUGUACAGCAGCCGUUGGCGGGUCGUGGGGCUGGCACGCAUCACAAUCAUGAAAGACACGCGGCAUGGCAGCCCUGCCGAGCCUCAAGACAGCACCUCCGGGCGCCGCACCGCCCCUGAUGACCACCAUCAAGGGUCAUGCACGACUCCUGCUCGGCAGGAGCGUCAAACCCAACCGCCGGCUGCCGGUGCUGCUGCCGCUGCUGCCGGUGCCGGCGGUGGUGCUGCCGAUCCCACCACCAAAGCAUCGGCGUUUCUCGAGCGCUGUUUUCCCGUCGUCCGGCGCAUCAUUCAUUUUUUCACUGUCCUGGGGUACCUGGUGGAGAUGGCCGUUCUGCUGGGUGUCUUCAUCACUGGGCUGCUGAUUCCCCUCUGGCUGGAGCUCGUGCUGGCCCUGCUCUCCCUCCCCUACGCCCUCAUCGUGGCCAGCGGGUGCAUCAUGCUCACCAUGACUGUCCUCAACAUCGGCAGCCUCCUCUUCGCCGCCUACUUGGAUGACAACAGCCCUCUUGCCGCUCCGCCCAAGAGGCCAGCAAAGAGGAAAGAGCCCCCAGCUGAGUCGGCUGAUGCCAAUGGCGCCACGGCCCUUGCAAAGGCGAGUCAGAUUGAGGCGGAGGAGGAUGGCAACUCGGCUGCGGCCGAUGAGGAGCAGCGGCGGGCGACGCGCAGGCGACAGAGGAAGAGAAGUACGUCAUUCUUCGGUAGUGGGUGGAGCUGUUGGACGUUGUUUCUGACGACGCUGCUUAGGAUCCCCUCUGCCCUCGCGACAUGCACCGCUGCGCUGGCGGUGCUCGUAUUGGUACGCAACAAGACAGACAGACACCGCUGCGGACUGAAAUUGUUCUCAGUCAGUCACGACCCGACCCACGCCAUCAUGGAAUGACUGUAUGUUGCGUGUGUCGUGUCAGAUAUCCGAUCAUCGUCACCUGCCUGCCACGUCCCCCUCCCCCUCUGUGCUCUGCGGCUCACCCCCCCACAGCACACCCCUCUCACCCACCACCUUCGACCGGCCCCUGUGGCUUUACACGACCUGGUACCACCAGGCCCACGACGACCUGCUCGGCAUCUGUGUGCCGCAGGAGGUCUUCAACGUGCUCAACUGCACCAAGGACGAGCCUGUGCGUGACGAACAGGGCGAGCUGAAUGCCGGCCGGCUGCGGGGGAUGGUGUAUGGCGCCUUCAGCGAGGAGCUUGGGAAGGGUGUGGGGCGGAUUCCGACUAACGCGUUUGUGCAGCAGUACCGGCGGUCGCUUGAUGGCUACAAUGUGACGACGGAGAGGAUCCAGCAGUUCCUCACGCUUGCAAAAAUCGCGGAAACGAGACUCCAGUAGGCUGUAGCAGCUGCUGCAUGACAUGACAAACAUCCGCCCGCCCAUAUGGAUUGAUUCUUUUCCCCUUUUUUCUGUCUUUCUUUCGCAUUUUCAGCUGCGCCGGGGUGUGCGAGCCCUCGCCGCCCAUAUUUAUCGGCAACACCAUCUUCGACGUCAACACUGCCCUCGCGGCCUGCGUGCCCCAGUUCGAGCACUACCUGGUCACCAAGUCGCCCCUUCGCCCCCUUGCCCUCCUGCUGCUCUUCUGCGGCCUCAUCAUGGCCACCAGCCAGCAGCUGUGCCUGGGGCUGGCCAUCUACAUCGCCGUCAAAGUCUGCCUGAGGCGGCGCCAGAAAGGUCUGGCGAAGAAGAGGGCAGGGGUGACGACGGCAGUGGUCAAGGCCAAGCCGCAGACCCCCGGUGCGACUGCCACGGCAUCGGCUGUGGCCAGCGACAAGCGGCCGGUGGAGGUGCAUCUAGAUCUGGUGGUGCGGUUCCCCGAUGAGACACAGUCGCCUGACGAUGGCGAGGGGGAGGAGGGGUCGAGCUAUCCCAACACAGAGCAGAGAGAGGGAGAGGGCGAGGGAUCUGCAGAGGGUGACGACGGCUGGGCGGACGAGCUGGCAGACGACGAGAGCGACCAUCGGAAGCCUUCACCUCUGCUCAGGCCGGCGUUGGAGGGCGUCAGCGUCAGCACCGGCACACAGGCCGAUGUGGCAAAGUCGGAAUGUGGGCAGGGAGGCAAGGAGGAGCAUGAGACGCAGGUGGAGAUGGACCAGGCGGUGUCCACCGCCAGCAGCCGCCACGAAGGCGAGCACACCCACCAGACCGACGAACAGGACGAGACGACCACCCACACCGUCACGUCCCUGCCCUCCCCUCCGUCCCCUCCACUCACCAACAUCACCCACCAGCAGCCAACACCCACCACAAUCCCCCACCGCCCCUCGCCCCCAUCAAUCUUCUCGGUGUCAUCGGCAACGUCAUCGUCUUACCUUGGCAGCCAGGCCGAGACCCUUGCCGGUUUUAGCGACAUGCUCGAGGAGCCCAUUCAGUCGUACCUCUCAAAGCCGCGGGCACGCAGCGAGAAUGGCGACGACGGCGGCAGGAAGACCACCUCCACCCCCAGACACCGCUCGCCAUCCCUCGAUCCCAAGGCCACACAGGGCGCCACUCGGCAGCAGCAUCAGCAGCAGCAGCAGCAGCAGCGGGCGCUCUUUCGCGACUUGGCGCCUUCAGACCUGCAAGGCGGCCACUCGCCGCUGGACUGCACGGGCAGACAGAGCGACACGGGCACUGUAGGCGGCCUGACAGCGCUGUUUGACGAGCCGGUCGACACCUACAUCAACAGCGUCGAGGAGAGGCGGAGACUCAGGAGCCUCACGCCCGUGACGGCCGGCAGCAGCCGGCAUCGCAGCAGCACUGACGGCAGAGUGCAGACAGGGGCGGCUGCCACCACACCCACGGCGAGCAACGACAAGUCCGAAUUGCGUCGGCCGGAAAGGCGUCAGCGUCAUUCUGGGCGGCGCGCAGCACCAGAUGCGCAACCAGCCUCUCAGCCAGAGGGUCGUGAAAUGUCACGACCCGAAGGGCGCGAAGCACUCCACCGCCACAGCCACCGACGGAGGCGACACGACCGCGGGCGUGAGGGGCGUGAGCAUCACGUCGAGGCCGUCUCCUUCCCGCCGUCCCUCUCCGUCCCUCCCCGACGUCCGCUUCGCGUGGGUCGAGAGCACGCCAGCAGCGCUGAGAGGGCACAGACCCCGAGUACGUCACGCCACAAAGAUAGAGAUAGAGAGAGGGAGAGGGAGAGGGGGAGGGAUCGGUCGCGGGAUCGGCCGCGGGAUGAGAGGGAGAGGGUGAGGAGAAGCCGGCAUCGGAGGACUCGCGAGCACUGCCGCAGGCGGCGGACAGACGGGGAGAGGAGAGACACAGACACAGACAGACGAGAGGGAGAGAGACAGAGACACGAGUAGCAAUCGGAGAUAGAUAGAUCCUAUGGAUGAUCCAUGUGUGUGUGUGUGUGUGUGUGUGCGCGUACUGACGUAUGACAUAGUCGAUCGUUUUUCCGGUGUUUGUUGAUACCGAAUCAGAUUGACCUGAGUGUGCUCGUGCGUGCCCACUGUGUGUGCCUUGCGUACAUUCAUUAUUGCAUACAUCAGUCACGUCGCUGUUCUUUGAGAGAGAGUGUGAGUGAGGACGCUCAAUGAGGCGUCUGGUUGGCUGGCUGGCUGGCUGGUGGAGACAGUUUUGUACACACACGCCCAGAGAGGGAUUAAUGAAGGGCUGGGUGGGCGGAUGAGGGGGGGGGGUUCUUUCCUUUCUUCCCUCCUUCCUGAUGUUUUAUGUGUUUGUAUUGUGUUGAGUGUAUCGUGUUGUGCAUCAGCGGUGCACAAUGAUUGAUUGACAGAUCUGACAGAUAGCGGUCUUCGUACGUCCAUGUGCGCAGCGAGUGCCCAGUGCACUCAAUGCAGACAGACAGACAGACAGACAGAUGUCGAUAGUACAGUGAAGUGAAUGUGUGUGUAUUUUGUGCGGUGGGUGGGUGGCGUGAGUGAGUGAGUGGGUGAAUGUGUGUGGAUAAGAGAGUGAUGAAUUCAGGAGUGCGUGCCGACCGACCAAGAUCAUUCGGUGCAUUACGGCACUGGGAAAGCAGUCAUGUUCGGUGUGCUAAGUAUACCGAUGAUCUAUCAAUCAAUCCGUU
This is a messenger RNA of Vitrella brassicaformis, 4616 nucleotides long. The record is from the annotation of a GenBank genome assembly. NCBI's taxonomy places the organism in Eukaryota, Vitrellaceae.